Messenger RNA from Centropristis striata (black sea bass), 2311 nucleotides. It is a transcript of the gene poc5, whose product is annotated as POC5 centriolar protein homolog (Chlamydomonas). Bases 64 to 1782 code for a protein of 572 amino acids. NCBI's taxonomy places the organism in Eukaryota, Metazoa, Chordata, Actinopteri, Perciformes, Serranidae. The record is from RefSeq and is a predicted model, not a curated record. The transcript has 13 exons. Gene Ontology annotation, cellular component: centrosome.
UAACUGACGGAAUAACUUGGGGAAACUGAGAAGUGUGGUCAGCUGCAAAUAAAUAUAAAACAGAUGUCCUCAGACGAAGAGGAACCAACCAGUCCUGUUCUGCCCAAGGACUCUGAUCGGGGCAGCUCUGUCUCCUCCGAUCUUCAGGAUGAGUAUGAAGAGCUCCUCCGCUAUGCAGUGGUCACCCCUAAGCUUGACAGACACACCAGUGCUCACUUGCAGCAGCUGAGCGUCUUGCAUCUGUCUGCAGAGGGUCGGACUUCCCAGAGAAAAGAUGACACAAAAUCAAAGAGCGCAGCAGAAACUGCUACUGAAGCUCAAGAUGGGAGGCAUUCUAGCAGGAGUGUGAGAUCAACACAGGUCUCCCCCUUCAUUGUUGAGCCCUCCACACAUCCAAGAGCCUGUCAUGCUCAGGAGUUGGCAGGUCGGUCAUCUGACAGGGUGUCGGUGCUCUCAGACGGGUUACAGACACCUUUUGAGAGGUCUAGGCCAAACAGCCCACACCCUGAGUCUGCUGUGACAGAGAUGUUUAUCUCAGAGGAAAACAUAAGCAAGAUGGAAAACAUUCUGGACACGUGGAGCAACAACCUGAAGACAAAUGUGCUGACCGAGCUCAGGAAGUGGAAGCUGGCCUUCAUGGAGCAACACAAGCUGGAGAAGAAGAAAGAGAGGGAGAGGUAUGCAGCCCAGACAGCUGGCCUGAGGUCAGAGCUAGACAGCCUGAAGGGGCUGCUACAAACAUACGAGACCUCCAACCAGAGAAAAGAUGAGGUGAUUGUUAACCUGAGCCAGGUGCUGGACAGACAAAAAGAAAAGCUUGAAAAAAUGAAGGCCUUCACCCGCUGGAGACUCCAGCACACUGAAGCAAAAGAAGAGGCUCAUGCUGCUCAGUUAGCACGGCAGCACUACAACUUGCAGCUGAAGAAGAAGGUGUUUUUCGGCUGGCAGUCUCUGAUCCAGAAACACUGGAAGGUCAAGGUGGAGCAAGCCUGCCGAGCAAGGGCUGAAGAGGUCUGCACCCGCCUGUCUGCAGAGUAUGAGGCCAAGCUGGCGGAGCACUGUGAGGCUUUAGAGAGAGCCCAGGCAGAGAUUCAGAGACUGCGACUAGAGCGAGAGCGCUAUGAGGAAUCUAUGAAGAAAGCCUUCAUGAGAGGAGUGUGUGCUCUCAACAUGGAGGCUCUCGGCAUGUUUCAAACUACAGAGGGACGGCCGGAGCAGCCUCCAUCUCAUAAUCAACAUGAUAAUCUGCCUCCUCAGGAUGAGCCUGGCUCUGCUACACUGGCUCAACUUCAUCCAUAUCCCGUUUCUUCCACACGCUUCAGUCCGGUCCACUUUGACUGCCCAGACCCUUCCCACAUCGAAGUAGAGGAAAUGAUGGGGUCUGGUGCCCCCAUGUCCAGGGCAGAAGUGAUCCCUCCCACCACAGUGGUGCACAGCUCACUCCCACCUGGAGGCACUGUAAGUGCCCACAAACAGGUUAGCGGUCGUGUCGUCACAGCGAGUCAACAAAAACCGUCAAAGACUGUCACAGCGAGGAUCACUGCACGUACUGACGUUGCUAAGGCUGCACGCACCAACCUCCAGGUGAUGGGUGUGGCUCCGCCCAUGAGCUCUGUGAUAGUUGAACGGCAUCAUCCUGUCACACAGCUCACUAUCGGUCAGGCCACAGCUUCUAAGUUUCCCCGCUCCUCCCAACACGGCCAAAGCUCCACCGGUGGCAGAAGCUCCUCAAGAACACACACCAGCACGUGCCAUGUACACUCCAUCAAAGUAGUUGACUGACCACACACAUCACACAGAAAGUGUUGCUCAUCUAGUCUAGAUAUAGAAUGUAACACAUCUUAUGCAACAAUCCUAGAUAUAGCUACUGUGGCAAUAGUUUAAAGUCCAUUUUAUUUUGAUAUACUGGAUUGAAUAUGUGAACAUUAGAUUGUUUGUAAAUCUAGAUCAGUCUCUUGAGCAAUAGGAUUUUUUUCCUCAGGAAUGUAUAACACAGACAGGUGUUCAGAACUUCAUAUGUAAAUGUUUUUAAUUAUUACUAGCUGGAGAGAGUUUUGAAUUGCAAAAUGGACAUUUUUGUCUAGGAAUGUUUCCUUUUAAAUUAUGCACAGGUGAGACUGUAUUGUAAUGUGUAAAAUUGCAUAUUUUAAGUAUUUAUUUUAUUGAUGUUUUCUAUCGAGACUGACCGUCCCACACCACAGGUUGUUAACUAACUAAACCAAAGCCAUAUGUUAAUGAUCGGAUGGACAACUGUAUUCCUCAAAUAAAUUAUUUUAGUGCAAAUUUCCUGCACAGAUCUGUGGUUCAAAAA